This is a messenger RNA of Rhagoletis zephyria (snowberry fruit fly), 2604 nucleotides long. Its product is annotated as piggyBac transposable element-derived protein 1-like. NCBI's taxonomy places the organism in Eukaryota, Metazoa, Arthropoda, Insecta, Diptera, Tephritidae. The record is from RefSeq and is a predicted model, not a curated record.
UUAUUUUACCUCUUAUCACACUAUUCUUAAAUUCACUUUCACGUUAUAUUUCUUAUUUUUUUUGCAAUCCGGGUGAAUAUUUCUGCUUUUUAAUGUAAUUUACGCAAAUCCUAUAAAUUAAUUGUCGAAAAACGUACUGCACGUGUGACUCGCUCGCUGCCCGCAAACACGAGCGAGUGGCCAAAUCAACAAGUAGCGCAGAUCGUCAGACCUCAGCUGGCCGCAAAUACCUAUAUAUCUAUGUAUGCACAUGUAUGUCGAUUUCCAGCCCUUUUCAGCGUCCUCUCUACAUGUUAGUACCAGCAUCGUGGGAAUGCUAGAGACAUAUAAACGUGUGCUUGUUAUUGCAAUUAUAUAUAUUUUUGCGUGAAAUAUGGAUCGUUCUGAGCGUUAUUAUAAAAAGAAAAUAAAUUUGGCAGAGUUAACGGAUGAAAAAUUAAUGGAAUUCAUUGAUUCUAUGGAAGUCGAAGACGAAACUUUUAGCAGUGAUAACAGUAUUGGUGACCCAGACUAUGUCGUUGAUAACAUUUAGUAUAAUAACUCAGCUGAUCAAGUGAUUGAAGAAUGCAUGAAUGAAAUGGAUGAGGCUGAAAAUACGGAUGCAUUUAUCAUGGAAGGAAUGAAUUUAUCAAUGAAUAUCAGUUCAAUUGAACAACCAGCAGCUAAUUUAACAUUAAUUCUCGAUGAAUCAGUUGGUUUGCAAAAACCGUCCACAUCCUCAGCGGCCAUAACAAACAGACCAUUAAAAUCAGUCAAAAGGCCCCGAUCACCAUUGCCAACCGUUGAAGAAGGUGGACUAUCAGUUCAAUCUACUUCUGGUGGCUUCACUGGAGAAGGUAUAAAUAUAGUUCCCAUAUUUCUCUUAUUACUUUCCUUUGAAAUAAAUAUUCAUUCAAGCUCUAACUGCAGUAUCGAGUAAAGAGUUGUCGAAAGCGAUCUGGCGUAAACGCGCUUUGCGUUUACAUGUCAACGAAGUGGCUUUCCGUGGCGAUUCAUCACUACCGUCGACUGUAAAAACUCCAAACACCAAUGGCAUUCUUCAAUUUCUUUUUCACUUCAGAAAUUUUGGAGAUGAUAGCUAAAGAGACAAACCGUCGUACUUUAGAGGAAAAUACCGUCGUGCUUUAGAGGAAAAUAUUAACUCCACCUUCAAAACGACAAGUGCUGAAAUCAGACAUUAUAUUGGAAUAAUGAUAUCCAUGUCCGUUUAUCACUAUCCAAAUAUAGACAGCUAUUGGGGACAAAAUUCAUUUAAACCAAUUCAAAACUGUAUGCCAAUCAAACGAUGUAUUGCCAUAAAAAAGUAUUUAUCUUUCCAAGAAGAAUCGCAGAGAAUAAAAAAGGGUCAACCGGGUUAUGAUCCACUCUUCCCCGUAUCCGUACAUUGGCUAACACCGAUUCGAUUCAGUCCCGAAGUCAGCCAGGCUUUGCGUCGAUGAAAUGAUGUGCAGCACAAAGACGAAGCACCAUCUUCGCCAAUAUAUACCAAACAAGCCGCAUAAAUGGGGCGUAAAGUUGUUUGUGCUUUGCGAUACGAAUGACUUUGCCAACCGUUUCGAAAUCUACAACGGUGCCGGAGAUAAUGUUAUCCUACCUAACACACCUGAUCUUGGAACCACAUCUAAUAUUGUUAUGCGUUUAUCGCAAACAAUUCCCGAUUUCGUUCAUCACAUACUCUACUUUGACAACUUCUAUACAUCAUUGCCUCUGUUGGUAUAUUUGCGAGCUCGUGGAAUUUAUAGUUUAGGCACAGUGAGAGCUAACCGCAUACCAGGUUGCAAGGUCCGCAAAGAGAGUAGAGGAUUUUCCACCGAAUACAUGACCUCAGUUCAAGGAAUCGAUCUGAAUACGGUUUUAUGGAAAAAUAUCAAAUGUCUGUGCCUGACAUCUACAUAUGUUGGUAUUGAACCAUUUUUGAGAGCCAAUCCUGAUCUGCAAACAGCGAAGGUGUCCCGAUAUGAUAGAAAACAAAAACACUUCAUCGAAAUAAACUGUCCGCAAAUCAUACGGGAAUACAAUGCUCACAUGGGUGGAGUCGACCUGAUGGACAGUCUUAUGGGUCGCUACCAUAUUCAGGCUAAAAGUCGAAAUAUUAUUAUGCGUGUGCAAACGUGUACGUGCUGAGAAAGCAAACGAUUCCAGCAAUGUAUCCCAAUUCCGUGAAGAAAUAGCUGCUGGUGUUGUUUCUUUCAAAGAAAAACGGCCUGUAGGUAGACAGUCAUCUGUGCCAGGUAUCGAUCGCUCGGUAUCUCAACAGCCUAGCCCCUCAAUAAUUGGAAGAAGAGCUGUUCAUCAAGUUGAUGAUGUUCGAUUCGAUGGCCAAGAUCAUUUCCCGAUUUGGAUGGAUAGAAAAGGGAAAAAACGGUGCAAAUAUUGUAAGAAAUCAGACACACAAGUCACUUGUUCCAAGUGUGACCUUCAUUUAUGUUGUACAGCUGAUAAAAAUUGUUUUUGGGAUGACCAUUACAAAAAUUAAUAACUGUUAGGAUGAGACCAGUCGUUCCUUACCCUAGUCAUGCCUCGAAGUCAAAAGAAAUUGAUUAAUUUUAAGAAACUUACCUGAAUAACUUAUGUUUCCUAAUAAAAUUGUUUUAAUAAAAACAU